Molecule: messenger RNA, 898 nt
Organism: Spinacia oleracea (spinach)
Lineage: Eukaryota; Viridiplantae; Streptophyta; Magnoliopsida; Caryophyllales; Amaranthaceae
Product: 40S ribosomal protein S14
Exons: 6
Coding region: 146-601 (151 amino acids)
Biological process (GO): translation
Cellular component (GO): ribosome
Molecular function (GO): structural constituent of ribosome
Source: RefSeq, a predicted model, not a curated record
AAUAGGCUUAAAUAGUUACAUCUAAUGAAUUAAUAAAGUAAAUAAUAGUCCAGCUCGUCUUCAUAAUCCCUAGCGUUUUUCUUCAGUGUAAUUCACCAAAACCCUACUCUCCCCGUUUCUCUCUCUUCCAUUGUCGCCUGCAACUAUGUCGAGGAAUAGAAAGACCAGAGAGCCUAAGGAAGAGACUAUAACUCUCGGUCCAGCUGUUAGAGAGGGAGAGCAUGUUUUUGGCGUUGCUCACAUUUUCGCCUCUUUCAAUGAUACCUUCAUCCAUGUCACUGAUUUGUCCGGGAGAGAAACCCUUGUUCGUAUCACAGGUGGGAUGAAGGUUAAAGCUGACAGGGAUGAGUCUUCUCCUUAUGCUGCUAUGCUUGCUGCCCAAGAUGUUUCAACACGUUGCAAGGAACUUGGCAUCACUGCUCUCCAUAUCAAGCUCCGUGCUACUGGAGGAAACAAGACUAAGACUCCUGGGCCAGGUGCUCAGUCUGCACUUAGAGCCCUUGCUCGUUCAGGCAUGAAAAUUGGCCGUAUUGAGGAUGUGACCCCCAUCCCAACCGAUAGUACUCGCCGAAAGGGAGGAAGAAGGGGAAGGAGGCUGUGAAUUUUCUUCUUCCAUCAGUGCUCAUGUGGUGUUAUUACUAUGGAUUUUUUAGUCUAGUAACUGUUGAAACCUUUUUUCUUCUUUUUGAAGUCAGAACUUGUGUUUUGGAGUUUCAUUAAGAAUUAUGAUAUUCUGUUUAAGAGAUGCAAUUUUGAUGGUUCGGAUCUCUUAAAUAAGAACCAGGGUUGCAACAAUUGUAAUUAACAUCGACAUAAAAGAAGUAAUGAAGUCGAUAAAUGAACCAGAGUAACCGAAUUCUAAAGAAGCAUCAUUAAUAUUUACGGAUAUUUCAUGAAA